Fonsecaea multimorphosa CBS 102226 is the source of this 2286-nucleotide messenger RNA. RefSeq lists its product as uncharacterized. The coding region runs from base 1 to 2286 and encodes 761 amino acids. The transcript has a single exon. Gene Ontology annotation, molecular function: zinc ion binding; RNA polymerase II cis-regulatory region sequence-specific DNA binding; DNA-binding transcription factor activity, RNA polymerase II-specific. Gene Ontology annotation, biological process: DNA-templated transcription; regulation of transcription by RNA polymerase II. Gene Ontology annotation, cellular component: chromatin. Lineage: Eukaryota; Fungi; Ascomycota; Eurotiomycetes; Chaetothyriales; Herpotrichiellaceae. The record is from RefSeq and is a predicted model, not a curated record.
AUGAAUCUCGAGGGGCCAGUGGUCACCUCGUACGACAACCAAACAACGCCAGCGUCGCAUUCUUCCGGGAAAUUGCUAGGCUUCGCUCAUCUUGAGAAUGUACAAGGCCCAGGUGCAAGAGUCAACCCCGCUUUUCCACGGGGUCCUCCAACGCAAGAUAUUGUAGGCAAUCCGGUAGGAGCAAUGCAAACUCUAGGAGAGAGCCUCCAGCCGGCUGAGACGUUCAGUCAAUCUCAAAUGACAGCGACUAUGCUGCCAACACCCGCGAUAUCUGGAGGUGAUGCCACCCUAAACUCACAAAGCAAUCAGUUCAGCGUCGGUGGAUCUCUCGAGACACAUCCAUUCGGAGAGCAACUUAGUGACGCUCACUCUGGACAAUGGCUCCUGGAAGACGACUUCGACUUUACCAUCUUCGAACACAUGGGCUUCAGUAGUACACUUCCUGAACCACAGCUUAUGCAUCUUGACGACAACUUCAGCUCGCCGCCUCUCCAAAAGACAGAGAAUUCCAAGUUUCGGCCCGCCGUCCUUGAUCUACGACGAAUCUGGUAUGUCCAGGUUUCCGGUAUGGCGAACGAGUCCGACCCAGACUCUGGGUCCGUCACGCCGGGGGAGAUCUCCCCAACGUCUCUUGACAACAUCGAUGAAACAUAUCGUAUGAAGAUGGCAAAUAAGCUGCGACCAGUCCUGCGGGAUGAGCCGCUGCCCUCCAUUGACUUUAUGAAUUUGUGUAUUCACCUCUUUUUCACCAGAUUCAAUGUCGCUUUACCUCUCAUACACAGCCCAACUUUUCGACCAACGCACAGCAACGCUCUGUUAGUCCUGUCAAUUUGUUCGGCAGGUUGUCUGUCCCUGGGCUCCGAUAUGUCUGCCAAAACAGGUUCCAUGCUCUUUGAGCGGGUUAACAAGGCUAUUCUCGUUGCUCCCUGGGAACGCGCCCUUCCUAGAACCACUGACCAAACUUGGAACAUUGUGAAGGCUUCUAUGAUCGGCCAGACUUACGCACUGCUGUCGGGUGACCCGGCUCACCGAGCGACGGCCGCUGCCUACCAUGGUUCACUCAUUGCGCUUGCCCGUCACCACAAGUUGUUCAACCCGGCGCCACCAUUCCAUCUUCCUGACGAUCUCUCUGCUGAGGCCCUGGACAAAGCAUGGAGGACAUGGGUCAGACAGGAAGAGCUGAGAAGGAUAGCUGUGCUACUUUAUAUCCAUGACGCCGAGAUCGCAGCACUAUUCCAUCACGAGCCGGUCUUUCGUCACAACGCAGGACAUAUACCAACAGUCUCUUCGUCAGAGCUCUUCUGCGCUCCAUCUGCACCUACUUGGGCUUCAUUGCUGCGAGCAGAGCAAAGAGAGAUGCACUUCGCGACCUCCAAUUAUCGAACCGAAAUUUCAACUUCUUUCAACGUUGGACAAGGAGGGGUCCAGAGUGAUAGCGAGCCAACUACCCCGUUGCACCCAGGCUUGAAGUACCGCAACAUAUUGAAUGUGUACAACGGCCUCUCUGGCAUCAGUGCAUCAAUUUGUGAAUGUCGACAUUUGAAUCUCCUCUCGUUUAACACGGUGAGCAAAUUCGAGUCCGCCCUUCUCACAUGGUACGCGUCCACUCCAAAGGACUUCAAAAUGUCGUACGACCCUUCGUUGCAAAUGGAAGCUCCAUUCAGCUUGCUUCCACUAUGGCAUUAUAACUUCCUCGCCUUGAGCACGGACCUAAAUAUUCUUGAGAUUGCAAUCGGCAAAGAAGGUAGCGAAGUCUCUCCGUUGAUCCGCGAGUCAGUGCUAUCGUGGAUUACGUCCCUGGACUCUAAGAGAUGCCUGCUGCACGCCCUGUUCCUGCAAAAUCUGAUUGUAUCGACGAACAUGGGUGCACUUGUUGCCAUCCAUACGCCACGAAUCCUCUUCUCAGCCGCAAUCUGCUGGUAUUGCUACAUGCUUUAUCUACCAGAGAGUUCUUCGGCAUCAGUAUCAUGGGCAUCUUCAUUCCCGGACGGGAUGUUCGAACCACUAAAUUCGCUUCCAGAGAUUCAGCUUCUUCGCGAAGGUAAAAGUAUGGAUUCUACCAACAUUUACCCAGUGCCACAUAUAUUGGAUGCAACUAUUGCUGCACUGCCAAAGAUACUGGCCGCAAAUAUCGCCGAAAUGAAAGCCAAUACCAUUUGCGUCAUUGAAAGCACUCUCCGCAGAUUAGGGACAGCAGGUAUAUCACUGCGAUUUGCGGACAUCAUUCAAGUCUUCAUUUCUGGGGAGAAAGAUAGCUUCAGAGCGGACCAACAGGCGAUACGAUGA